This is a messenger RNA of Scylla paramamosain (green mud crab), 2591 nucleotides long. RefSeq names its product dynein axonemal light chain 4-like. The coding region runs from base 723 to 1019 and encodes 98 amino acids. NCBI's taxonomy places the organism in Eukaryota, Metazoa, Arthropoda, Malacostraca, Decapoda, Portunidae. The transcript has 3 exons. The record is from RefSeq and is a predicted model, not a curated record. Gene Ontology annotation, biological process: microtubule-based process. Gene Ontology annotation, cellular component: dynein complex.
UUUGCCAGUUUCCCUUUUUUUUUUUUUUGUUUGUUUGUUUGUUUGUUUGUGUUCAUACUCGUGCCAAAUGAAAAGUACGUGUGGAAGAUAUGGUGUGGUGAUGCAUACCUGUUAUUAGCGCAUAAUCAAAUAACUUACAAACUGUGUGCUGUGACUAUCUCCAAAGUACAUUGCCUGAUUUUCCUAGAUAGGUAUACAUUCUUGAAUUAGUGCCUUUUAGUAGCCCUGUACUACACUGACUGCAGGAUCAAUGUUUAAGAAUCACUGACUUAGAGUGAUAUGUUAAGUUUGGAUUUAAUAUGUUAGUUUCUCCAGUGUUGGUUACCUGCUUGCUGAGUGGAUGUUUAUGCUUGCUGACUGAAAAAUAAAAGAGGCAAGGUGUGGUAGGGUGAUGUAUACCUGUUAUUUAUGCUUAGAGUGAUAUGUUAGGUUUGGAUUUGGUUUGUUAUGUAGUUUCUCUAGUGUUGGUUGUGCUUCCUGAGUGAAUGCUUAUGCUUACUGUGUGAAAAGUAAAAGGCAAGGUAUGAUAGGGUGAUGUAUACCUGUUAUUAGUGCUUCGAGUGAUGUGUUAGCUUUGGAUUUAAUAUGCUACUUUAUGUUUGCUCAUCUUACUGAGUGAAUGCUUAUGCUUACCUAUUGAAAAAAGUGAAGAAAGCAAGGGAGGCUGGCUCAUAAAGGAAUACCUCUUCUCUCUUUUAUGUUGGUAAUACUUUAAUUGUAAUAUGUUGACAGACUGCCCCCUCACAACCUCAUCCAGUGGCUUAUUCCAGCACACGGACAUGACAGAUGAGAUGAAGACAGAGACAAUGGAGUUGAUAGUGACAGCCUGUGAGAAGCACCCAACUAAUAAUGAGAGUGCUGCCCGAGUCAUCAAGGAGACCAUGGACAAGCGCUAUGGGGCCACCUGGCACUGUGUGGUUGGCGAGGCUUUUGGUUUCGAGGUUUCUUAUGAGGUGAAAAAUUUGUUGUACAUGUUCUUUGCUGGUAACUUAGCCAUUGCUGUCUGGAAGUGCUGCUAGGACUCCUCAUAGGCCAGAUUCUUUCCAUCUACUUAAGUUUAAGAAUAUACUGUACCUACAUUCCAAUAACACAUAGGCAGAAUAGAUGUAUGGAAUGUAUUUAUGUUGUGCAUGGAUGAGUGGGUUUAGGGCUAAUUCUGCAAAAGUUUUGAGGGUUACUUAUUUAUUCAUUUUUAUUUAUUUAUUUAUUUUGUAUUUGUUUUUAAUUUUUUAGCAAAUUAACAAGUGUGCAAGUUCUGUAUUAUUAGUAACAUGUGAUUUUUAGUUUUUUUACAUGAUCUAUCUUUAUAUAUUUGUUGGUGAUUAUUUUGAGUGUGGAAGUCAAAACUUUUCACUGUUAGUGUAAAUGCAAGACUGCCUUUUAAUACUCAUUAAUUGUUAUGACUGCACAGCAAGACUACCUUUCAAUACUCAUAGUACAAAUAUGCCUUUGCAAAUAUGCAUUCUUUUAGCUGUGCCAGGCUCAGAAUAGUAUUUAUAAUAGAUUUCUUGCUUGCCUUCAAUGAUGCAAUGAUUUCAGAGUUUGUGGAUCAUUGCAACAUGCAGGAAAAAGAAGGUUAAGUUCAUGUUUUUAUGUACAAUAUUACUUAAAGCAGCUUUAACUUACUCAUACAUGGUUAUUAUGUUGCAUAUUUAUUAGUUAUUUUUAGGAGAUUAUGUAUAUUUUAUGUAUGGUUUUUAUGAGCUUUUUAAUGAUUAACUAUAUAAUAUAACUUAUGUGCAUGAUAAAGAUGCAGGACAUCAUGUUGAGGUUGUAAUUGGUGCUUGUUUCAGCAGAUAUGAAGUAUUAUCCCACAAACCAGUCAUAUUUGAAACUUAAUUCAAACACAGCAGGAUAAUAGUUUUAAUGUAGCAUUAUGAAAUUUACAGUGUCACAGCAUGUCAUGUCAAAUUUCACUUUACUUAAAGGAUGGUGGAAGGUGAAUUAUGUUUUGCUUCCCUUUAAGAAAAUCUGGAUUGAUGUUCCUGCAAAGCUGCUCCAUUUUCUUUAUUGGUGCUAGUGUGAUGGGUGCUUACUAUUGCUCUUAGGGUUAUAGUUUUAGCUGUAAGAAAUUGUUCACAUUUCAGCCCUUAUUUUUGAAGCACAUGUGGCUGCACUCUGAAAACAAAAGGAAGUCAGCAGCUUGAAAUUGUUGCUUUUGCUAUGUGUUACCUGAGUCACAACAUGCCUGAAUGUAACAGUAGCCUUAUCAUCAUGUCAGGGUCUAGGUUAUGAGGGUAACAGUGCUAUUAAUGUAUUUUCUUAGCAUAAUAUUAAACAAUAUUCAUUUUAACUGGAGAAAUAAGACUCUUUCUGAUCCUUUCCAGUAACCAUGAAGUUAAUAAGUGAAGCUCUGAUCCAUUUUCCAUCUUGAAUUUGAUGUAAGUGAUUGGUGACUUUGAGAAUGCACUUGACUGAUGGCUCUUGAGUGGAAAGGGGCAGUUAGGCCUUAUUUGUCAAGUUGAAAUUAAGUAAUUACCUAGAGAAUUCUUUUGUAUACAUUUCAUUGAGGAAGAGACCAUAGGCCGCCUGUGGCUUUUCAGCAAAACUGGUGCAUGGUAAAUAUUGAAUAAAAAUGUGAGUGAAUAGCC